Messenger RNA from Lymnaea stagnalis (great pond snail), 3641 nucleotides. Lineage: Eukaryota; Metazoa; Mollusca; Gastropoda; Lymnaeidae. The record is from the annotation of a GenBank genome assembly.
AUACGAUAUAUUAUGUUUCAUCUGAAAUCAUUUUUUAACAAAUGAAUAGGACAUAGUUUCGGGUUUUCCCUCAAGUACCGCUGUAAAAACCCUCUACAACUGAACUACUACAGAGGUGAUUAUUCAAAGAAUCUCAGUGGCAAAGACAGGGAAGUCAAUUGAUAUUUUUAACAUUUGGAACUCCCUAACGGAUGUCAAGUGGAAACGUAAACUAAGGCGAAUUUGAGCAAUAGGCGAGAUUUUUUUUUCCAAUCAUUCGGCUAACUCAUCCAUAGUCCCAACAAGUCAACAAGCAACAGGAUAUUUGCCCAGCGACGCGAGCAAUAAACUGUGGAAUAAGAAAUAACUUUUAAUUAGGUAAUCAUGGUUGAGAAGAUUAUCCUGCCAUUAUUCCUGCUUCUGACAGUGAUUUAUCUUCAAUGUAUGGCACAUAAAGGGAAUAUUGUGGAUAUGUCAAUGGAUAACGCAGACAAUAAUACAGGCGUUGCAGUUAAUUGUGGUAAGUUGAAUCUGGAUUGCGCAUUAAUUUCCUAAAUUAUAUUUUAUUUUGUUUCAUUGCCAAUCAUAUUAUGUCUGUACAGUUUGAUUACACUUUUUAUUGUAAUUUUAACUACCGGCAACAACUCUAUUUUGUGUGGGGAAACUUUUAAAAUAAUUUAUACCCAUCAAAUAAAGAAAUUUCUCCACUCCACAUGUAUGUUUCAAACAAAUUGAAUUAAAUGCUGGAUAAAGUUAAUGGAAGAUGUCACGCUUUUUAGCCGAAGUAUCUAAUGAUCUGCCUUACUUAACUUAAAAGUUGUACAUCGUUAUUUUGUCUUUAGGCAAAGUUGACAUUCUUCUUUCCUGGACACCAAAAGAGCUCUCGCCAUCAGGAGAAGUAAAAAUAAAACUUAGCUACAUAGUCCGUAAGUGAUUUGGUGAAAACUCUUGAAUAUAUUAUAUUUAAAUAUAGGUUCUAAAAAUUAAGACAAAUGAUUGUAAUUUUCAUGAAGGAAAUCUAUGUUCUCUCUUUAGUUUGUCAAUUUUUGUUAACAGCUUUUUCAAUUGAUGGUGGUUUCUUCAAUGCAAGUCUUUACUUCCAUGGAGAUGACAGUCCCUUCCUUGGCUAUGCAGACAAUUUUGACUGUGACACAAUGAAGCAGUAUGGUAUACAAUGUCCGAUUAAAAAAGGCUGUGAGUACACGGUUAAAUGUUAAAUUAUUUAAAUGGAUAAAAGUUGACAUAAUGGAUACAAAUGAACAUACUGGAUAAACUGUUGAUGUAAUGAAUGAAAUGUUUGGAUAAAAAAAAGUAAAAGAUACAAUUUUGAGUUUAUAGCUCUGUAAGAACCAAUAGUGUUGACUGAAGUACUUGUAAGUAAAGUAAAUGUCUAUAAGUAUGUAAAAUAUGUAGUGGCCUAACUAAGGGGUGGGGGAGGGCAUUAAUAAAUAAUAAUAUAAUAUUAAAUAAAUGAUGUAUGUGUGUCAAAAGGGUACACUUUUAGUUUUAGAGCUUUGCCUCAGCAGCAUUUAGAGAAAGAAUUUACAAUACUCUUUGUUAAUUGUGUACUGUAAGAAAUUUGUGGAAUGUGUAAUUAAAUAAUAUAUUCCAAUAAACUUUUAAUUCCAACAAUUAAUUUAGUAUUGAAAUUUCAAAACAUAAUGAGAGUAUAAAACAUAAUGAGAGUAUAAAACAUAAUGAGAGUAUAAAACAUAAUGAGAGUAUAAAACAUAAUGAGAGUAUAAAACAUAAUGAGAGUAUAAAACAUAAUGAGAGUAUAAAACAUAAUGAGAGUAUAAAACAUAAUGAGAGUAUAAAACAUAAUGAGAGUAUAAAACAUAAUGAGAGUAUAAAACAUAAUGAGAGUAUAAAACAUAAUGAGAGUAUAAAACAUAAUGAGAGUAUAAAACAUAAUGAGAGUAUAAAACAUAAUGAGAGUAUAAAACAUANGAUUUUUUUUUUACACCCCCCCCCCCCCAUAAAAAAUUAUGCAUUUUAAUUAAAUUAGCCAAUGACAACCCCACACCUCCAUGUGUGAGUUUGUUUUUUGAUCACCAGAAAAAAAAAAGAAGAAAAUUCAUAUUUGUGGUUCAUUAAAUUAAAAAUUAAUAUCGCGAUGUGACUGCUGAAUUCUAUUCCAUAAACACAGAUACAGCCUGACUAUUUAGUCAAUGAUAAAAAUAACAACAAAACCAUUUCAUCUUUUUCCCCAGUGCGAUUUACAUUUACCAAAGCCAUAUCCAAUCUCCAUGUGCUGACCAGCUAUCCAGUGAGUUAUCUAGAAAGAUCUAGAAUAUUAAUAUAGAUACUGGUACUGAUGGCUAUAUUUGAACAUAAAAUUAGCUAAAGUUCUAAAAUUGUAAUGAAUGUUUUGUUAUCAUGGGCACGAGAGGACAUAAUUUCAAAAUAUGGGAAGUAAUUUCAAACUAUGGGACAUAAUUCCAAACUAUGGGACAUAAUUUCAAACUAUGGCUAGUAAUUUCAAACUAUGGGACAUAAUUUCAAAAUAUGGGAAGUAAUUUCAAACUAUGGGACAUAAUUCCAAACUAUGGGACAUAAUUUCAAACUAUGGCUAGUAAUUUCAAACUAUGGGACAUAAUUUCAAACUAUGGCAAGUAAUUUCAAACUAUGGGACAUAAUUUCAAACGCUUAAAAACAUGAACAUUAACACUGGAAAGUUAGUUUAUAAAUAUGGAACUUGUUUUCUGCUUGAAGCUGACCUUAAAGUCUGUGAGACCCUAUUAAUGUCACUGGUUAGUUCAGGAAGUGAUACUCUGAAAUCAUUUAUUAAUAAGGAAGAUAAUUGCCAACACUUGAGAAGGGAGGGACAAAUUGGAUAAUUUUAAUAAUAAAAUAUUACCUGACACUGAGAGAAAUGAAGAGAGAAGCUGGCUAUUAAUACAUGUGGUCACUUUGAUAAGAGAUGUUCACACUGAACUCUCACUUUGAUAAGAGAUGUUCACACUGAACUCUCACUUUGAUAAGAGAUGUUCACACUGAACUCUCACUUUGAUAAGAGAUGUUCACACUGAACUCUCACUUUGAUAAGAGAUGUUCACACUGAACUCUCACUUUGAUAAGAGAUGUUCACACUGAACUCUCACUUUGAUAAGAGAUGUUCACACUGAACUCUCACUUUGAUAAGAGAUGUUCACAAUGGAACACUCAAACACAAUAGAAAAUCCAGUCAUUUUAUUUUUGUUUUAAUGUCAUAUGACACUCCACCCCCCCCCUCCCCCACCCUUUUAUUUUCCCCCAGGGUUAUUACGAUGCCAUUGUCCAAGUUUGGAACAGUCAAAAUGACGAGAUGUUCUGUGUCAACCUGACGUUGAAGGUUCUAGAAGUCUACAAUGGACCAGAUGGAUACUAAACAACACAUCAGUAACACACACAUUUUCUUCUUCAAUCAUUAUCAAAUACAUGUUUGAUUGUUUGUUUUUUUGGUUCAGAUUUCAAGUGCUUGAGAUUUUAUUUGAUGCAUGUUUACAAGAUUUAAUUUUAUUUCCCAUUAAAGUUGAUUCAUUUUUUGACUGAAUAUUAGCAAUUGACAUGGUCUCAUGUCAGUUUCAAUUUGUGACUGAAUAUUUACAAUUGACUUCAAUGGUCUCAUGUCAGUUUCAAUUUGUGACUGAAUAUUUACAAUUGACUUCAAUGGUCUCAUG